AUGAAUCCCCCCGCCGCUGUCGACGCCUCGUCAAAGGCAUCCGAUAUUUUCGGCGGCGAUAUCCUCCAGAAUGACGCCGCCCGGCAGUCUCUGAUAAAAGUGGAUGACAACCCCAAGUUCGAACUAGAAUCCUAUAUUGCCAACUACAAGGGACGCACGCGUUUUGACCGGUUAUAUUUGAUCGGAAACUGCUCGACUAUCCUCUCAACAGACGCUCUCAAAUUAGCCCUUGCGGAAGGAAAAUCGGGAAAAGAUGUCAGCAGAUACGAAAGAGCCGUCCAGGCCCUUGCAAAAGUCGCCCCGAGUGACCCCGAGGCGACGCUAGAUCGAAAGUGGGUGGAUCACAAAAAGCAGACUGUGAGGGCAGAGACGGAUAAGCUGGAGCAUGAGCUCAAAGGAUACAAAAACAACCUCAUCAAAGAAAGCAUACGCAUGGGAACGGACGACCUAGCAUCUCAUUACCAUGCCGUCGGUGACCUGGUCUCGGCCGCGAAAACAUAUACACGCCUAAAGGAUAACUGCACAACCCCCAGCCACACUGCCGCCAUGCAUCUCAAGAUAAUCAGCGUUGCCAUUGAGCGUGGAGAUUGGUUUGGUGUCCAGCAAGCCGCUGCCAAAUACAACACAGGGCCGAAACCAGACGAUGAAAAAGCCAAAAACCAGCCAAAGAUAUCCGCUGCCGUGGGUCUAUCAUAUCUUGAACAAGGGAAUUAUCUCGAAGCCGCAAAUCAAUUCCUCGCCGCCGAGCCUACUCUAGGUGACAGCUAUAAUGACAUCCUCACAGCCAACGAUGUGGCCGUGUAUGGAGGACUGUGUGCGCUGGCAUCGAUGGGCCGGAAUGAACUGCAGCGGAACGUGCUGGAGAACAUUCAAUUUCGAAACUACCUAGAACUUGAACCGCACAUUCGCCGUGCCGUUUCUUCCUUUUGCAACUCCAAGUUUCGAUCAUGUUUGGACAUCCUGGAAGAAUACCGCGCAGACUAUUUGCUCGACAUCCAUCUCCAACGACACAUUCCCGCCUUGUAUACGGCCAUUCGUACCAAGUCAAUCGAGCAAUACACGAUCCCCUUUAGCCGAAUUACACUAGAUGCAAUGGCCAAGGUCUUUGCCCCUGAGUUUGUCGGAGGUCUUGCUGCUCCCACGGAUAUCAAUUCGCCAUUUGUACAAGAACUGAUUGCACUUAUCGAGAACGGCACUCUUGAUUCACGCAUCGAUCUCGAAAAGGGUUUGCUGGUCUCAAAGCAGACGAAUUUACGAGCUGAUGUACACAAGGGAGCCCUCGAAAGUAUCGAAGAAUACAUCAAAGAAGCACAUCUCCGUCUCAUUCGGACCAACGUCCUUGGCGCUGGCUUGCAAGUUAUGACUCCCGCAACAGAAGGCAAGGCGGACCUUGGAAAUCGGCUUGGGCGGGCGCCAAGUUGGAAUUGA
Messenger RNA from Talaromyces rugulosus, 1428 nucleotides. RefSeq lists its product as uncharacterized. The record is from RefSeq and is a predicted model, not a curated record. NCBI's taxonomy places the organism in Eukaryota, Fungi, Ascomycota, Eurotiomycetes, Eurotiales, Trichocomaceae. The transcript is spliced from 4 exons. Bases 1 to 1428 code for a protein of 475 amino acids. Gene Ontology annotation, cellular component: COP9 signalosome.